CAGCUGCUGAAGGCUGGACACAAGAGCGGUGCGAGGUCACUGAUAGAGGGGAGAGAGAGUGAGGGUGCGGGAACGGAGACCCUAGUCGUUGUCGGCGGUGACGGUGGCAGAUGGGCGCGACUCUCCUCAGCUGAGCCGGCCACCGAUCCAGCAGCAGCGGUCACCCGAUGCUGCCUGAAUCCAGUUGACCAUCGUCGGAUUACACACAUCCUACGAAUGACACUUAGCUAUAACUGGCACCAUGCUCCCCCGUAACCUGCGAACAGGUGGUUAUGACCUGCCAGGGGUGGAGUCAAGCGACGUGCCUCUCAUUGGCUACCGGCCCUUACUCUCUGACAGCGUCACCCCGAGCAGCCAAUCAAGGAGAGGCAGCGGCAGCGAUGACUUGGAAACUUCACAGGGAGAUCCCUCACCAAUGAAGACCACCUGGUACUGUCCUCUGGAUCUGUCCACUGUGGUUGAAGAAGAGGAGGAUGGAGUGAUAUACACAGUGGUGGUGAAACAGCAGCAUGGCACCCCCAACAGCGUGACGUCAGCGGUUUCUCGCUCCCAGUGUGUAAAAGCAGGGACAGAAGAGAAGCUGGUGCUCCACCUCCUUCACUCCUUUUCUUUCGGAGACUCCUCCUUCAUCACAAUCUUCCUCUCCACCUAUCGAUCCUUCACCUCCCCGGGCAGAGUGCUGGACAUCCUCACUGACAGAUUGGAGAACCCACCUGGGGGAACUGAGAGGAGUCAGAUAAGACAUUCCUUCAACAGAGCGGUGUGUACAGUGUUCAGCAUGUGGCUCUCUGAGUAUCCUGAAGACUUUAAGAGUUUGGGGGAGCCGUCUCGCCUGCUGCGCCUCGCUCCCCUUUUCCCUCAGGACUCCUCAUCUGCAGCCGACCUCCGUGCUCGCCUCCUCCGGAUCGCAGAGGAGCUCAGCGAGAAAGCCCUGCUCCCUGACUCCCAUAAAGAUCAGACCGGUUUCCCCAGCCAUCCUCCUGACGCCUCCAAGUUUGAACCCACAUGCAUCCUUGGAUUUCCUGCAGCAGUGAUCGCUGAGCAGCUCACCAAAAUAGAGACUGAGCUGUUUGUCCGUCUUGUCCCGUACCACUGUCUCGGUUCACUGUGGUCUCAGAGGGACAAGAAGGGGAGGGAAGGCGUUUGUUGGUCCGUCCGGGCCACCAUACGACAGUUCAACAAGCUGGCCAAUGCAGUUUUAGCAUCCAGCCUUUGGCCCACAAAUCUGCGCAGCCAACAGAGAGCCCGACUGCUGGAGAAAUGGAUCAGCGUGGCAGAGGAGUGUCGAGCCAGGAAGAACUUCUCCUCGCUGUAUGCCAUCGUGUCCGCCCUGCAGAGUAAUCCCAUCCACCGGCUGAGGAAGACGUGGCAGGAAACUGACAGGGAGGCGGUGAGGAGGUACGAGGAGCUGUCAGAGAUCUUCUCAGAAAAGGACAACUACUCGCAAAGCAGAGAACUCCUCAAGGAGGAGGGCACAUCCAAGUUCGCCAACCUCGACAACAGGCUCAACAACAAACAUUUUAAUCGGUCUAAUGCCCAGGGCACUGUGCCCUACCUGGGCAUCUUCCUCACUGACCUCACUAUGUUGGACACUGCAGUCAAAGACAGGCUGGAUAACGGCUACAUCAACUUUGACAAAAGGAGAAGGGAAUUUGAAGUUUUGGCUCAAAUCCGUCUCCUGCAGUCUUCCUGCAAAAACUGUGUUUUCAGCACUGACGAGGCCUUCACUCAGUGGUAUCAGAGUGUCCCAGCACUGACAGAGGAGGAGAGUUACAGACUCUCCAGUGAGAUUGAAACCCCUGGUGAGCCCAGCCCCCGUGGCCUCACUCCCACAGUCAUCAUCACACAGUGCCCAGACCUGAGUAACUCUCGGAGCAGCCUGACUGCUGACAGUGACAGCCUCUUUGACUUUCCCUCCCCUGUCAACCAUCUGCUCUCAAAACUCACAAAGCAUAUGAGGUCUCCGUCUGUGUCCUGUCUGGAUGUUGACACGUCGUCUUCAGCCAAUGAGUCCACCCCUGCCACGUUGACCCCAACCACUCCCACGAAAUCACACCGCCGAUCGGUCUCCUGCGGCAACAACCCCACAUACAACAUCCAAGGGUCGGGGCCAGAUAUGCGAAUCAUCAGGAUACGGAUGGACCUGCACGAUGGAAACUUAUACCGAAGCAUACUGGUCACCAGCAAUGACAAGACACACACCGUGAUCAGCUCUGCCUUAGAGAAGCACAGUCAGGACCCCAAACAGACGUCCAGAUAUGAGCUGAUCCAACUUCUUCCUGAAGGGAAAGAGCUGGUCAUCCCUGCUACAGGAAACGUCUUCUAUGCCAUGACAUCAUCUAGUGUUGACUUCCUUUUGAGGAGGAAAGGCGGGAACACUCCUCUGGGCUCAUCGCCACUCAGCACGGAGACGAGCGCUACAUUUCCUCGAAUCAAGGCCAAGGGGAGGCGACUGGUCCGGACACUGUUUUGACCUCAGACUUUUCCUCAACCCGUCUUUGUCCACAGUGAUGGGUUUUUUCUCCUCACAAACAGUAAAUGUGGCCUUUCACCCAUGCCUUUCCCCCCCAUCCUCCUACCAAGCUUUUUCUACCAAAAUACCAAGACCAGGACCAAGUCUGAAUCUGCUGCUGAAGAACUGUGUCAGUCACCUCUUCUCCAAACAGUAUGCAUCGUUUUACACCAAGAGAAAGAGCAAUGGAAGCCUUUAUCUGAGUGCUUUUGGUGCUGGCUCUAGAGUCCCCGUCAGGGACACUUUUGAUGCAUAUUUGUCAUUCCAACUCAAUGAAUAAGAUCUGUUUUAAUUGCUUACAUCCGCAAUCCGGAAAUCCCUUGUUGUUGUGUGCCUCAGUUGUGAGUGAAGCUUUAAGAUGUAAAAAAGAGCAUUUAAUUGGUCAGAACGUCUGUAAACACCUGAGAUGCUGAUGAAGGAUUUAGGAGACUGUGUGGGAAGAAGCAUGAUGAAAUCUAUAGAGCCUGUCAGACGGGGUUUGGGUUAACAGCACACAUGAGGAAAGACAGUGAGAGUGAACCAUUGUAGCAAAAACACUGGACCUUUUCAAAUGAGACGUAUAUAUGUUUUGUACAUAUUUAUAUAUUUUGUACGUCUGAAUGAUGUUAACAUUGUGUUUACACUGGCGAUGAGCUUCAGGUCCAUGUGUCCAAAUUGUCUGAUUCAUCAAGAAAAAAUGCAUCAAGAGCCUGCAAGAUUCAUCCAUGAUUCAUACAGAUGUUUAUUUCAACUUAAAGCUGCAUUAAUCCCUCUAUUUUAUUUGAACACUUUUAUUAUGUGUUUGUAUGUGAACAGAGCUGCUUCAUUAACCUAAAAAGAAUGAUCGACUGCGGCUCUGUAAAAUGUUGUGUCCUAUUUAAGCAACAUGUUUAGCGACACGGAAAGUUACUUCAUGGUGAUCCCCCAGCUGAUAUCAACCCUGUUUCCAGCCUCAGCUGUUUUCAACAAACAACAAAAAAAAUGAGGUUACCCCGCUGAAUGCCACCUGUCGGCAGCAGACACACAAAGUUAGAGAUUUGCUGGUGAAAGAAUGUCAGCUAAAGAGCCAGAUAUGUUUUCCUCAGGAGUUGUUUUAAACAAAACUACCCCUUAAAGGAGAGUGAUAAGCACUUAUUUUAUCAAUCUGACAGAAAUACAACUCCAGAUAAACACUUCCUCUUCAGCUUGUUGCAUAAUUAAGCAACUGUUAGGCAACUCAAUAGAAGUCAUGGCUUGUCUUAAAAAAUAUGAUGACCUUGACAUUGAUUAUUGCAGCUUUAAAAAACAACCUCGCAGCACUUUUAAAGCUUGUGGCUUUGCUUCAGUUCCUCACUGCUGUCCCAAAACCAUGAGGAAGAAUUGUAAGGAAAAUCUAAAGACAACCCUUCAUACGUUUGCAUAGGUCUCAACAGAGCAUAAUGCACAUUUGUACCCAGCUCUGCAGGACGCAGCUUCAGUACUGUUGACAUACAGUACAAAGCCUCUGCACCACUUUCAUGUUUUAAAUGAACAUGUGACCUUCCGUGUAGGUUUAAAGCAUCUGUGACCUCUGGUUGUAUCUGCUCAGUGCUGGUGAGGCCUCCUAACUGGCUGAGGCAUGAGCAUGGCGGACCAGGUAGAGGAUUCUGGGUAAUAAUAGAUGACGUGUGCUAGCAUGAUGCUAUGCUACUGAUUGUUUCAGUGCCUUUCUCCACAGGAUGCUCCUCUUUCCCGUGUUUGCUUUAUAAUGUAUACAGUGUACGUGAAGGAAACGCAGCCACCUCAGUGCUGUGCAGUUUCACAUCAAAGCUAUUUAUGCACUACAUGCAGGAUGUCCUAUUUUUGUGGUAAUAAAUCUACUUUUCUAUGAA
Eleginops maclovinus (Patagonian blennie) is the source of this 4341-nucleotide messenger RNA. It is a transcript of the gene rgl2, whose product is annotated as ral guanine nucleotide dissociation stimulator-like 2. Bases 242 to 2473 code for a protein of 743 amino acids. NCBI's taxonomy places the organism in Eukaryota, Metazoa, Chordata, Actinopteri, Perciformes, Eleginopidae. Gene Ontology annotation, cellular component: plasma membrane. The record is from RefSeq and is a predicted model, not a curated record. Gene Ontology annotation, molecular function: guanyl-nucleotide exchange factor activity. The transcript is spliced from 20 exons. Gene Ontology annotation, biological process: positive regulation of GTPase activity; Ras protein signal transduction.